GCUGCAGCCACUUUACCGAAUCCAUGCUAUGGACAACGAGCACCGCGUCCGCUUAUGCCUAUGGCCCCUUUGCGCCCAUGCAUGCUCCUCACGCUUGUAUACCACAACCCCCUAGACGUUGACAAGGGGACCAACCCAAUCACUCCAUCCUUAGUCGACCUUCGCUGCAUUGCGUCCCGUUCUCCCCCGCUUGAGGCGGGGAACCAUGUCGAUCGGGGAUUCUUUCAAGACCGGCAAGUGGGUGCUUGUGAAAGACGCAGGUAUAUAUAUAUACAUUUAUCUCACACGACCAUCAUCUCUCUCUUCCUAAACAACGGGAAGUACAUACUUCUAACCUCUACAUGCCACCUCUUCCUCUCUAUUGAAUGUAUAUAAUCGACCUGACUUCGCCCAACCGCGCUGACGACAACAUGGCAACCAACAAAUCCUCGUCCUCGUCCUCGUCCUCGUCAUACAUCACAGUUGACGAGUACGAAUUCCCGCGGGGCGCCAACGGCGUCGGGACGCUGGUUUGCGCGGCGUUGAUGGUUCUGUCUGCACGAAGAAAAUUCAUCGAACCACGCUCUGUCAUCCACGACCAUCUGAUUGCUCGAAGCGUCAAAGCCGCCAAAUACUCCAAGCUGGUCCAGGACAUCAUCUUCUACGUCUUGUUCGGCCUCCAUGUUCCCGGUACUGUCUGGUUCGCCUGGACCCAGCUGAAACGACACAAUGUUAGCCCCUUUAGUGUGCUUGGCUUGAAAUGGCUCGUUACCGUCUUCUUCGGCGGCCGCUAUGCCCUCAACCAGUGGGACGAGACUGUUCAGAAGAAGGAGACCCAGGUGCUCAAGGAGAUCUAAUCGGGUUGCUUACCCUGUUGAUGCGUGAGGAAAGUCGAAUUGCGAAAUCGAAGUCCCAAUUCGGAUGACUUUAUCAUAAGACUACUACUGAAAUGCACGGACCGAUCGCCGCUGCAAGUCUGAUUUGUCGAGGGAGGGGAGGAUACCUGCGCAGACCACUGCAUUGGUUCAAGUUUCCUUCCAACCAGCCUCCUCUUCUUCCUCUUCCUCCUCUUCGAGUUGUUCACGAGGUCUUGGGGGAGCAAGCUGUCUGAUAAACCGUGUUACCAUAUACUACCAGCCAACCAAAGCGGCUUUUCCUACGUAUAACUUGUUCAGAAGUGAAGCCAUUUUGUCCCAGUGCUUUGUUAGCACAUACUCUGUCAAAACCUCCUGCAACAACUUGCCGAUUCUCACACUGCAAUUUCACAUGUACACUACAGUAAUGUUUAUAUUUAGUAAUAUGAGCCACGUCUGUCGCGCUCAAAUCGCGCUCGACUCCGAGUUGUAUCAAACUCAUUUCAGGCUCCAUCUUUUUAUUAUUGGCCAACCAUAACCG
Messenger RNA from Exophiala dermatitidis NIH/UT8656, 1374 nucleotides. RefSeq lists its product as uncharacterized. Lineage: Eukaryota; Fungi; Ascomycota; Eurotiomycetes; Chaetothyriales; Herpotrichiellaceae. The record is from RefSeq and is a predicted model, not a curated record. The coding region runs from base 366 to 836 and encodes 156 amino acids. The transcript has a single exon.